Nematostella vectensis (starlet sea anemone) is the source of this 3490-nucleotide messenger RNA. RefSeq names its product lysine-specific histone demethylase 1A. Gene Ontology annotation, biological process: regulation of DNA-templated transcription. Gene Ontology annotation, cellular component: nucleus. Gene Ontology annotation, molecular function: oxidoreductase activity; flavin adenine dinucleotide binding; protein binding. The record is from RefSeq and is a predicted model, not a curated record. Bases 138 to 2645 code for a protein of 835 amino acids. The transcript has 19 exons. Lineage: Eukaryota; Metazoa; Cnidaria; Anthozoa; Actiniaria; Edwardsiidae.
UACCACCUGGAUUAUUGUCACAUUUCUCCUCGCAGCCUUCACGCUCAGUUUUGCUCAUAUUUAUUUUCAAACUUUUGAAAACCGACUCUAGCGAAUUUAGAGUUGGUUACGUCAGUGGAUAAAUCUGAGGACAUAUAAUGUCGAUUCCACCAUAUCAAACUCCAAUUCUACCCAAACCAGUUGGGAAUUUUAACGUGCCUCAAACCUCAGGCCAAAAUUCAGAAAACCAACUGUACUUAGCUGAUCCAAAACAUGGGAGUCACCCAUCACACAAAAGGCUGAUUGACCAGAAAUAUCUUAAUGAAGAUGCGGCCGGACAGAGACGGACUAGUCAACGCAAGAGGGCCAAAGUUGAGUACACAGAGGUUGAUGAGAAGCUUGCGACGCUGACAGAUGAUGAGCUGAGUGAUGAUGACAUCCCCAAGGAGAUUAUGGAGGCAGAAGAACAGCAGGUUGAGAACAAGUUUCCUGAACCAGAGGAAGAGGAUGAGGAGGAGGAUGAUACCCCCCAAGGUCUUGAAGGAGCUGCUUUUCAGAGCCGACUUCCAUUUGACAAGAUGACCUCGCAGGAAUCUUCAUGUUUCCCUGAUAUAUCUCAAGGACCGCCCCACCUACAGAAACAAUUCUUGUACAUAAGGAAUCGAGUGCUUCAGCUUUGGCUGGAGAAUCCUCAGCAGCAGUUGACGCUAGAAGCAGCAAUCCCACAGAUUGAACCACCAAACAACAGUGAUCUCAAGCUGGUUCAGCGAGUACAUGCUUUCCUUGAGAGGUAUGGCUCCAUCAACUUUGGCGUCUACAAAAUGGCCAAGAUGCCACCAACAUUGAAGAAAAGCCCAAAGGUAAUCAUCGUUGGAUCUGGUAUUGCCGGCCUGAUGGCAGCCAGACAGCUGCAGUCCUUUGGCAUAGAUGUCACCAUGGUGGAAGCUAGGGAGAGAGUAGGUGGACGUGUAGCGACAUUUCGUAAAGGCCAGUACAUAGCAGACCUGGGCGCAAUGGUUCUUACUGGGUUAGGUGGUAAUCCCCUCACAGUCUUGAAUAAUCAGAUUAGCAUGGAGGUGCAUAAAAUCAGACAGAAAUGCCCACUGUAUGAGAGCCUUGGAAAGCCGAUUGGGCGUCGCCAUGUGCAACUUACCCCUCGGGAUCACCCAUGGCCCAGCAAAUCACACAUUGGAGCGUCUGCUCAAAGGGUGCCUAAGGACAAAGAUGAGAUGGUAGAACGGGAAUUCAAUCGUCUGCUGGAGGCCACUUCAUUCUUGUCACAUCAACUGGAUUUUAACUAUAUGAAUGGGAAACCUGUGUCACUUGGUCAUGCCCUGGAACUAGUCAUCAAAAUGCAAGAAAAGCAGGUCAAAGAGCAACAAGUAGAACAUGCCAAGAAAAUACUCAGCCUUCAGGACCACAUGAAAGAGAACCUUGCCAAGAUGGUCUCCAUCCAGGAGAAAGCACGCCAAACUCAUCGUGAGUACACUGAGGCUUUAAAAGUCAAAGAACCAAGGGAUGUUACAUCAGAGUUCCUUGUAAAAAGCAAGCAACGUGACCUGAAUGCCCUCUGCAGGGAAUAUGAUGAAUAUAAUGAGAAGCAACAGAUGCUGGACGAGAGAUUAGAAGAGCUGGAAAAUAACCCACCAAGUGAUGUUUACUUAUCGUCAAGGGACCGUCAGAUUCUAGACUGGCAUUUUGCCAACCUGGAAUUCGCAAAUGCGACACCGCUAACUGCCCUAUCACUCAAGCACUGGGACCAAGAUGACGACUUUGAGUUUAGUGGAAGUCACAUGACUGUGCGUAACGGCUAUUCAUGUCUCCCGGCUGCCCUGGCUGAGGGACUGGACAUUCGACUGAACACAGCAGUGAGACAUGUGCGCUACAGUAGGGGAGGCGUUGAGGUCGUUACCCAAAGCACCAACAAGUCGUCCAUCACCACCACCCAGACAUUCAAAGCCGACGCCGUACUCAUCACCCUCCCCCUGGGGGUGCUCAAGGCCAACCCUGCCGCUGUGCAGUUCCACCCUCCCCUCCCUGAGUGGAAAAUGGCAGCUGUUCACCGCAUGGGUUUUGGCAACCUUAAUAAGGUCGUUCUCUGCUUUGACCGCAUCUUCUGGGACCCGAACACGAACCUCUUCGGCCACGUGAACGGCACGACGCACACACGUGGGGAGUUGUUUCUAUUCUGGAACUUGUACAAGGCCCCAGUCCUCAUCUCCCUCGUGGCUGGCGAGGCGGCCGACAACCUGGAGAAUGUUCCAGAUGAUAUCAUCGUUAGUCGAGCUGUGGGCGUACUGAGGGGGAUCUUCGGCGCUAGCAACGUCCCCAACCCCAAGGAGUCUGUCGUGACGCGGUGGAAAUCGGACGAGUGGUCACGUGGUUCGUACUCCUACGUCGCCGCCGGGUCUUCUGGCAACGACUACGAUCUAAUGGCGUCCCCCGUGGCUCCCCUCCCUACGGCUAACGUGGCACCAGGCACGCCCCAGCCACUUAACCCCCCAAGGGUAUUUUUCGCCGGGGAGCACACGAUCCGCAACUACCCCGCGACAGUGCACGGCGCACUGCUCAGCGGUCUCAGGGAGGCGGGGCGAAUUGCGGAUCAGUUCUUGGGACUACCUUACGAAGUCGGGCGAGUGAGCCCACCCAUGCCCCAACCUCGCUAGAUAUAUGCUGCACCGACCCUGCGUAUCACGGACGAACGAUCGGGGCGCGUAUUUCCAGAUGGAUUGGGACCUUAUUUAUUAUGAGCUUCCAUCUAGCUUUGGCGAAAUUUGAGCCUACGAAAUAGUUGUCUUGUUAAAAAGCUCUUAUCGGCCACACCUUUGUUAUCGUUUUUAACCAAUAUCCGAAGAGAAAUUAUUUGGAGAAACCACAAAAUAACAACCUGAAAAUAAAAUUGUAUGCUUUAUUUGCCAAAUUCAAUCGAAAAUAUCGCUACAUCUUUUCCUAAUCAGCCGAUUAAAAUGGAUGCGUUCUUACUCUUGGACCUUUGGUUGAUCGACAAAAUGGCGGCUGUCAGAGUCUUUUUAAGGGGCGACAUUACAAGUUUGGGCCACGAUGGGCCACGAUGUACUAACGUUCCGCCAUUAGAAGGGAGAUGUAAGCCAGCCUGGAGAAACCACAAUGAGUCUUUUUGGGUCUCUUUGUCAUGCGCGUGAUUUAUUGAAAGAGUCAUGGAAGAAUAUCGUGGCUAAUAUCAUGGCCCCUAGAAAACUUCAAACUCAAUGCGCAAACUAUUGCGCAGCCCCUUUCAAAAGGACAUAAAGACGUGUAAAUAGAACUAUUAAAUACUAUUUAAAACCAAUGUAGUUUCUGUUAAACAUUUUGUUUAACUAAUAACUCUCUCUCUAUCGAGCACUAGAGAGACUCAAAACCUCACGCUCUCAAGUACCAAGUAAUCUAUACUAAGUUUCCUGAACUAACUUAUCUUUGUAAAUAGUGUGCAAUGAAAACCUUUCAACUUGUAAUCUCUGAAACUGAUAAAAAAAUAAAGUGUUAAAAUCGGUAA